CGUUUUCAAUUGCACAGUCUCGUCGCGAUCGUUCAUCAAAGCGUUUGCCACCAAAAAACAUACGCGCUCAACGCUUAACUCUCAACAAUAAUUAUUAAUCAUAAAUAAUAAUAAAUAAUUGUGUGGUGGCAAUUAAGAAUAUAUUUUGUGUUUGACUACGGCUUCCACGUACCUACAUGCGUUGUCUAUUUGAAAUAUCCUAAAUAAAAUUUACAAAAAUUAAUAAGCAAGCAGACUAAUAAAAAAUACCAUAAAAAACACAAGCAAACAAAAUGAACGCCAUCGAUAUUCUUUUGGAUCGUGUCCGUGGCCACCAAAGAGCGCCAUCCGACUCCAAAGAAUUCCACGAAGUCACCAAACGUGACGCACUAAAAUCACUCGAAAAUGAAUUGGAACGCUUGCAGGAAACUGCACCGGCAGAGAAACGUUCGGAAUUGCAGAAGGAAAUGGCACGCUUCGCCGACUUAUUCGGACGCUUCUUGCAAGAAGAGGGUCCUUCCAUUGAAUGGGAGAACAUACAAAAACUGCCAGCAAACGCCGUUAUGGAUUACUCCAAGCUUAAUUCGCCCAAAAAUGAGCAGAUACGCACAAUGUUAGACAAAUUGGUUGUGGUUAAGCUGAAUGGUGGUCUCGGCACUUCUAUGGGUUGCCAUGGUCCCAAAAGUGUUAUACCCGUGCGCUCCGAUCUCACGUUCCUCGAUUUAACGGUGCAGCAAAUUGAGCAUUUGAAUAAGACCUACGAUGCCAAUGUACCACUGGUGCUGAUGAACUCAUUCAACACCGAUGAAGAUACGCAGAAAAUUAUACGCAAAUACACCGGUUUCCGUGUACAGAUUCACACAUUCAAUCAGAGCUGUUUCCCGCGCAUAAGCCGUGAAUCGUUUUUGCCCGUUGCUAAGGACUGCGAUGUGGAGAAGGAUAUUGAUGCCUGGUAUCCACCUGGUCACGGUGAUUUCUAUGAUACCUUCCGCAAUUCUGGUCUGCUCAAGAAAUUCAUCGAUGAAGGUCGUGAAUAUUGUUUCCUCUCGAAUAUUGACAAUUUGGGCGCCACUGUCGAUUUGGCUAUACUGAACAAAUUGGUUGGUGAGGAACGCUCUGCUCAACCAGUUGAAUUUGUGAUGGAGGUUACUGACAAAACACGCGCUGACGUUAAGGGUGGUACUCUUAUUAAUUUUGAAAACAAACUGCGACUGCUGGAAAUCGCACAAGUGCCAAAGGAGCAUGUUGAUGACUUCAAAUCGGUGAAAACAUUCAAAUUUUUCAACACUAACAAUAUCUGGGCCAAAUUGGAUGCUAUCGAUCGUGUGCUCCGCGAACGUACGCUCAACAUGGAGAUCAUUGUGAACAACAAGACAAUGGAGAAUGGUGUUCGCGUUGUACAAUUGGAGACAGCCGUAGGUGCUGCCAUGAAAUGCUUUGAUGGCGCUAUCGGUAUCAAUGUGCCUCGUUCACGUUUUUUGCCCGUGAAAAAGACUUCCGAUUUACUGUUGGUUAUGUCCAAUUUGUAUCAUCUGAAGAAUGGCAGUCUAGUAAUGUCACCACAGCGUAUGUUCCCCACCACACCAUUGGUGAAAUUGGGUGAAAAUCAUUUCUCGAAAGUGAAAGAGUUCCUCGGUCGUUUCGACAAAAUCCCAGAUAUCAUUGAGCUGGAUCACUUGACGGUGUCUGGUGAUGUGACCUUUGGACGUGGCGUGUCGCUUAGGGGUACUGUUAUCAUCAUUGCCAAUCACGGUGAUCGUAUUGAUAUACCGGCUGGUGCCAUUCUCGACAAUAAGAUCGUUUCCGGUAAUAUGCGUAUUUUGGAUCAUUAGAGACCAUGCUUGUCGUCGCCGAUGCUGUUCAAAAACAACGCAAAGACUUCCUUAUGAGAAAAUAUCAGGAAUUAUUUCAUAGAGUAGUCAAUCGCAUAUUUUUAUAAGUCAAGUUCAGGUAAAAACGAAAACAAAAACGAAAACAAAAAGGAAGACAAUAUCGUCUUAUCAUGCAAUAUACAAUAAUAAGAAAGAAAUUAACGCAAAUCAAUGCGCAAGCCACAAAUGCUCACAUUCGCAUUCGGCAGUGUUUAUAUUAGCGAAAUUCAAAUUGUUCCAAACUGUUCUGUCGUUACUACUAGUAGAGUUUAAUCGGAAAAAAGUGUGAAAGAAAUUAUGUUCGUUUUAAGUGCAAUUAAGAAUUUCAAAUUCCCACAGUUUAUUUGUAAAUAAGUAGUAUACAUACAAAAUAACGGUGUGUUAUUUAUAUAGUACUUUAAAAUUUAUUUUUUUUAUCUAAUUGCGUUUACGUUUGCCCAGUUGUUUUGUAUUAUUGAGUUUUUGCUUUAACUGACAUUUAACGGUGUAUUUUUCGUAUAAUUUGUAAACCCAAAUGUAAACUUUUUGUAACUACAUAUUAAAGUGGCAUAGCACACACACAUACACAUACAUAUAUACGCGUAGGCUUAGCAAGCAAAACGCAAAAUUUACUUACAUAUAUUAUAUAUUAUGUAUGCAUACCUAAAAUCAGAUUGUUGUACAAUUUUUAGAAGUAAAAUAAAAAGCAAAAUAAAAAUAUUACAAAAAUUAUA
This is a messenger RNA of Zeugodacus cucurbitae (melon fly), 2563 nucleotides long. It is a transcript of the gene UGP, whose product is annotated as UTP--glucose-1-phosphate uridylyltransferase. Gene Ontology annotation, molecular function: UTP:glucose-1-phosphate uridylyltransferase activity. Gene Ontology annotation, cellular component: cytoplasm. The record is from RefSeq and is a predicted model, not a curated record. Gene Ontology annotation, biological process: glycogen metabolic process; UDP-alpha-D-glucose metabolic process. Bases 273 to 1811 code for a protein of 512 amino acids. The transcript is spliced from 10 exons. Lineage: Eukaryota; Metazoa; Arthropoda; Insecta; Diptera; Tephritidae.